CCAAAACAGUAUAAAAGCCUUCGUUGUUCUACAGUCCUCCAUCAGCUUCAUCGCUUGCCUUCUCUUGCUUUCCACUCAUCUGAGUAACUGACUCACCUCUAUCUCUCAACACCAUGGCCAACUGUGGAACUGCCUCUGCUGUCCCAUCCUUUGAAGCCACUCCAACCGUUGCCUUUGGAUCCGGAGGCUCCAGAGGACUUGGCAGAAGUCUUGACUGUGGCUAUGGAUAUGGCUCUGGCUUCGGCUAUGGCUCUGGUUUAGGUUCUGGCUAUAGUCUAGGGGGCAUCAUUGCAGAUGCAGCCAGUCUGGGAGUCCUUUCUGGAGUGCAGCCAUCUGGCAUCAACCAGCUGCCCCCAUCAGAGGUUGUGGUCAAAUCACCCCCAUUUGUGCUCACCGUCCCAGGCCCCAUCAUCGCUGCCACCCCCGAGCCUAUUGAAGUUGGCGGGUAUGCCCCAUGUGCCGUGAAUGGAGUUGGCAUUGGUGGAUUCGGUAGUGGAUAUUAUGGUGGGCGAUAUGGUGGAUUAGGUAGUGGAUAUAAUGGUAGGCGAUUUGGUGGGUUCCUUGGGAAUGCUGGAGUCCUGGGACGGAGAGUCAACCUUGGUGGGUCCUGCUUGUAA
Messenger RNA from Anolis sagrei ordinatus, 617 nucleotides. Lineage: Eukaryota; Metazoa; Chordata; Lepidosauria; Squamata; Anolidae. The record is from RefSeq and is a predicted model, not a curated record.